UUGUCGCGAGUGAAGCCGAAAGCGACGGGAAGUUGCAGCCUGCUCGACCUGCUCGACCUGCUCGACAUGUCUUGUGCUGUCUCGUCGUCGCCAAGAGACACGCGGCGUAUUGUUCGGGAAGGUGCGACAGCUCCGGCUUUCGACAUGCCUACUUUCGGAGCCUGCGAAAAGACACAAUAAUGAUAAUUACCUUGAACACUACCGAUCAUGCCGCCGAGAGUCUCAGCAUCGACGUCUUCCGUUAUCCGCUCCUAUCUCGUGAGAAUGAUUCUGCCUCUUGAUGACUGCAUUUUCGUGCCUACCUUUGCCGGAGCCGGUCCAACUAUCCAAGACAGAUCUCGUCUCUGUUGCUGAUCGGCCAGACGCGCGACCUACUGCUGAUUAUUCACGAAAUCUUCUCCCAACUUGUCCCACAUGUCUCUUGUCUCUCCAGCCCAUCGAAAAAGAUACCGCACUCAUGCAGUCUUUCUGUCUAGGACGUACGACGUGGAACAUUGUUUCUAGCGAGCGGACCGCAAAGGAAGUUGGCGGUCGAACUAGGAAACAGUUGCGCGGACUUCCAAGUAAUCUGGAUGAUAGGAGCAAGAAGAUCAGUUGGUCCAGGGAGCUGAGGUCGAGCUUCCUCUGCACGGACCGGCAAAGCUACUUCGCAGUCUGUGACAGGGUUACUGGCUCCUGUUCUGGUAUACCGCUGGCAAUUGUACAGUAUUUGCUUCAUCUUCAGGUCACUUGCAUCUGAUUGGUGCUCGAAGGGACAAAGCCUGUUGUCGAUACGUUAUUAGGUCACAGAUGUCGUUGAAUGAGAAAGGAGGGGCACAGUCAGGAAAGAAGCGGAAG
Messenger RNA from Aureobasidium subglaciale EXF-2481, 837 nucleotides. RefSeq lists its product as uncharacterized. NCBI's taxonomy places the organism in Eukaryota, Fungi, Ascomycota, Dothideomycetes, Dothideales, Saccotheciaceae. Bases 281 to 739 code for a protein of 152 amino acids. The record is from RefSeq and is a predicted model, not a curated record. The transcript has a single exon.